Pecten maximus is the source of this 921-nucleotide messenger RNA. RefSeq names its product protein jagged-1a-like. Gene Ontology annotation, cellular component: plasma membrane; protein-containing complex. Gene Ontology annotation, molecular function: calcium ion binding. The coding region runs from base 127 to 831 and encodes 234 amino acids. The transcript has 7 exons. Gene Ontology annotation, biological process: cell communication; heterophilic cell-cell adhesion; establishment or maintenance of epithelial cell apical/basal polarity. NCBI's taxonomy places the organism in Eukaryota, Metazoa, Mollusca, Bivalvia, Pectinida, Pectinidae. The record is from RefSeq and is a predicted model, not a curated record.
GGGGAAUGUGAUGGUUCAUGGAUAUGGGCAUUUUAGCGAUUUGCCUUAUCAGGGAAUGCUAGCCCAGUGACAUGGAUGUAAGAUAACAAUGACUUGCCAUUUGACUUGGACAUAAGGACUGCUGAGAUGGGCUGGUGUCUUAUCUUUUACAUAGCCAUUGGAAUUUGCCAGGUUGUAGGGGUCAAUGGAAGUGGGACUGGGCUAGUACGACUCAUUGGGUUCUCUAGACCACCAGACCAGGCUUCAACAGGUUCUAAGGUAGACCUGUGCGUUAGACCAGCAUUGGCGAAACAACACUCACGGUGUUUAUAUGGCAGAACGACAUUACAUUUAGCAACAGAUAAUCGCUUCAUGUUUGAAAGUGAAUCCGGGAAAAUCGCAAACUCACUCUUCUUCCAUUUUAAAUCUUUGUCGACAGGGUUGAUGUUAGCAGUAGGUGAUGUUGACGGUACUGAUGAGGAACGAUCUGGUUCUGUCGGAGUCAUUCUGACAAGACAGCCUGUCUCCAGUGGUACCACAAGGAUAUCAGCUAUGACGCGACAAGGAAUCAACCUCACCAUAGAGUACACGCUUGUUUGUGACGAGUAUUACUAUGGGGAUUGUGCUACGUACUGUCAUCCAGACAUCCCGAAGUAUAACUGUGACAGGACGGGACAGCGGAUAUGUCUGACAGGUUGGACUGGUGACCUUUGUGAUAUCAGAGACGAUACCUGUGGUACCAAUCCUUGUCGUCAUGGUGGGACCUGUACAAAUAUACCUCACAACCAUCACUUCUGUAUGUGUACCCCAGAAUGGACAGGACAUAACUGCGAAACACCCGUGCAUUUGUGAUCAUGAUAGUGCUUGGCGUCUGACGUGGUCGCGGUAGCGUCGGGGUGAUCGAGGGUGUUAUCUUUCGUCAAUAAAAACAUGGAAAUGAAA